UUGCAGUCGAACUUGGAAAAGGGGAGGCCAGCUGUGGAGUUGAGGUAAAGUAGUUGCUUUGUCACCAAAUUAAGAAAAGAAGCCAAAAAUAGUGGGUUGAACUGUUGAGGUAGAGGAGCUGUUAUGUUGUUGAGCUUCAUUUUGGACAGCACAGUAAGCAAACGCACCACUUCAGGUUCAGCUGAUGGUUUAAACUUCGCAGACUUUGCUGGUUUAUUGACAUUGUGACCCCUGGUUCCUGUCACCACCACUGAAAAGAAAUCGGGUUAACCCAGUUAAACAACAAUGGCUUCUGUGUGGGAUGAUCUGAGCCUUCUUCUGGAUUCCCCAGAUUCAUUAACAGUUCCUUCUAGUGCCAGAGGCACCGUUAAGGAAAAGCCAGGUUUCAAUCCAUCUGAAGAUGUUGCUGCUUUAAGGAAGGCUAUAGAAGGCCUAGGGACCAAUGAGAAAUCUCUGAUUGACAUUCUCACUCAGAGAAGCAAUGCCCAGCGCCAGCUGAUCUGCAAAGCUUACCAUCAAGCAACUGGAAGGACUCUCGCUGAUGACCUGAAAGGUGACACUCGUGGAGACUUUGAGGAUAUCCUGCUGGGCCUGAUCAUGACCCCAGCUCAGUUUGACUGCAGGGAAUUUAUGCGAGCGAUUAAAGGAGCUGGAACAACAGACAGCACUUUGAUAGAGAUAUUUUCAUCCCGAUCUAACUUUCAAAUCAAAGCUCUGUCUGAUGCAUAUUUGGCAGAAACUGGGAGAUCACUACUUCAUGACCUGAAGUCUGAGGUGUCAGGGGAUUAUGGGAAAGCCCUGCUUAUCCUUGCUGAGGGCAAAAGGGAUGAGAGUACCACAGUGGAUGCUGCGAAAGCUAAAGCAGAUGCCAAGGUCCUGUAUGAGGCUGGCGAGAAGAGGUGGGGGACAGAUGAGAGCAAGUUCACUGAUAUCCUAUGCCACAGGAGUGUUCCUCAGCUCAGACAGACUCUAGUUGAAUACAAGAAUCUGACUGGGAAGACCCUGCAGCAGAGCAUCGAGAGUGAGAUGUCUGGAAAUUUAGAGAACAUUCUGGUAGCCAUAGUGAAAUGUGUGAAAAGUGUACCAGCUUAUAUGGCAGAGCGCCUCAAUCAGAGUAUGAAGGGCCUGGGAACCACUGAAUCCAUUCUGACCAGGAUUAUGGUCAGCCGGUCUGAAAUUGACCUGCUGGAUAUCAGGGCGGAGUAUAAAAAACUUUAUGGCUGCUCCUUAUAUUCUGCAAUUGCGUCGGAUGUAGCCGGCGACUUUGGCCAAUGCUUGAAGAGGCUUUGUGGAGGGGAUGACUGAGUGGGAGCAGAUGAAGAUUAGCUCCACCCACCAAGGAGUCUGGGCUCGCCUGUGAUUAAUGUUUUUUGGAUCUUAAUCACUAAAAGCUAAACACCUCCUAUGUGAGCUUAUAUUACAGUACUGAUUUGUGUGAUUAUUCUCAUUUAGUAACUGUGGUUCUCAAGGCUUUAAUUUACAUUUUAAAUUUCACCCUGAAGUCACCAAGUGCCUGCUGCUUUGCUUACAUGCACCAAAAUAAAUCUUUGCUAGUCUAAUGUCUGAGUCAUUCAGGGUGGUUUGAUGUGAAAUGAUUCAUUGUUUCUGACAUCUUUACAUUAAUAGUGAUGGGAACCAGAGAUUAUUUCCUGAUGAAUAUGACUUCUUGUGGCUGACUCUGAUUCAUUUACAGUUUUGUUGAAGCUGUUUAUGACUGGGCACUGACCCUGAUGAUAUAAAGUGUUUUUUGUUUUUUUGUGUAUGUUAUUCAAAUGGCCAGUGAACCUACAUGUGUCAAUGUUAUGUUAAGGGUAAAAUCGUGUAAAAUGAUGUGUAAGAUUUUGCCUUGCAACACACUGCAUGUACUCCUACACCAUGAAUGAAAAAUGUUUUAGGCCAGAAACAUAACAUCGUAAAACAGUGUCUUGGGCAUCAAGCUGCACAUUUGUAAUAAUUCAAAAAAAGACUUUUGGUAAUGUUGCUUGUAGAGACAUUUAGCUAUUCAGAUGUCUGGUUCCUAUUAUCACCAUUGUGUUGAAUUAUGAUUUGGUUAGGUUUAUCUAAAAUGACACAUUUCAUAUCAAACCAAUCUGAAUAGCCUUUAAAAAAGUAAAUAUGCCAACCAUAUGGAUGAUGAAAGUAUGAAAGGCCAGAGACACAUAUCCUUUAUCUUCUUUGCUUAUGCUUCAUAUAUAAAUGUGUAUCAUGCUAUUUGUGCGUUAUCCAGAAUUUCCCUAGUAAAUAUAACUUCAUUGGCUGUUUAGGUGCAGUUUAGUAGAAAAAUUGCCAUAUCCCCAUUUUUGACACCAUUCGAACAAUGCAGCACUUGUGCUACUUACAGGAUUUUAAAAAAUUAUUUAAAUAAAAUAAAAAAAGGUUGGACUUCUACUUAAUCUCUGGCUGGAGCACAUUUUUAACCCCUAUGUUAAUCUGAGAUCUUAUCUGUUUUACUCUCUGCUUGACUCCUACUGUCUUGGUUGCCAAAGUAACAUUUUGCAAGAUAACUUCAGCACUUUCAGCCUUUCAGAGUCUUAUUUAAACUUGACUGCUUUUCUCUGCUGUUUGACUGGAACCUUUCUAAUUAAAUCUAAUAUGAAUGCA
Pygocentrus nattereri (red-bellied piranha) is the source of this 2601-nucleotide messenger RNA. RefSeq names its product annexin A3b (gene anxa3b). The transcript is spliced from 16 exons. Lineage: Eukaryota; Metazoa; Chordata; Actinopteri; Characiformes; Serrasalmidae. Bases 286 to 1305 code for a protein of 339 amino acids. Gene Ontology annotation, molecular function: calcium ion binding; phospholipase inhibitor activity; calcium-dependent phospholipid binding. Gene Ontology annotation, cellular component: cytoplasm. The record is from RefSeq and is a predicted model, not a curated record.